This is a messenger RNA of Gigantopelta aegis, 5219 nucleotides long. Its product is annotated as alpha-tocopherol transfer protein-like. Gene Ontology annotation, molecular function: phosphatidylinositol bisphosphate binding. The record is from RefSeq and is a predicted model, not a curated record. Bases 178 to 1107 code for a protein of 309 amino acids. NCBI's taxonomy places the organism in Eukaryota, Metazoa, Mollusca, Gastropoda, Neomphalida, Peltospiridae. The transcript is spliced from 8 exons. Gene Ontology annotation, cellular component: membrane.
CAAAAAUAAUCGGGUCACUGACAGUUGGUAAGUGUUAGUGUAGCGAUCGAAGCUGUGGUUUCUUUUACUUUACUGUAGCCUACACCCUAGUUAGACCUAGGGUUAGUAGUAAAAGAUGAACAUUACCAGGCAAUACGAAAUUCAUCGAAGUAAAGUUGAGAAGUGCAUCACGUGACCAUGUCGAACGGCUACGUCUGUACCCUGAGCCCCGCGUGUUUAGAACGGGCGAAAGCGGAACUGUGUGAGGACCCUAACACACGGAAACAAGAGAUCAACGCUUUCAGAGAGAGGCUGUUGAGAUUACCAGGACUAAACUGCCGUACAGACAGUCUGUUCUUGUUGAGAUUCCUCCGCGCUAAGAAGUUCGACCAGGAACGUUCCUUCACCCUGAUCAUCAACUACUACAAGAGGAAACUAGAAAAGCCAGACUUGUACGCGACGCUCCUGCCUUCUAGCAUCCAGCACGUUCUAGAAAAUGACUUCAUUGUCAAACUGGACGGCAAAGAUAAAGAAGGCAGCCCGGUGUUAUUCUACAGACCAGGACUCUGGGACCCCGACAAAUACCCAGCCUGGGACAUACUGAAAACAUCGAUGAUCAUUAUGUCCAAGCUGCUAGAGGAAGAAGACGUGCAGGUGACUGGUGUCCGGUUUUUAACAGAUCUCAAAGACUUCCACUGGCAGCACGUGAAGAACAUGCCCUUAGACUACUUGAAGUUCCAGCUCUCGUGGUUUCAGGAUUCCAUGCCUCUGCGAUACAAAGGGUUUCACAACUUACACGAACACGCCGUGUUUUACCACUUAUUCACCUUGAUGAAACAUCUGAUGAGCGAAAAAUUAAAAAGUCGGAUAUUUCUACACGGAUCCAAGGUAGAAGAACUUCUAGAGUUCAUAGACAAAGACGUUUUACCGGAAGAGUAUGGAGGGACGGGACCGCCCUUGUCCGGAAAGGCAUAUACCAAAGUGUUACUGGAAAGUGAGCAGGAUUUCAAAGAGGAAAUGCGGUAUGGUUUUGUUGACAUGACCAUGCACAAAGACAACAAGUCUAAACAAUCGGAAGAUGCUAUGGAGAAUCUGUCGGGCACUUACAGGAAGCUCGACAUUGAUUGACGACGGUGCAAGGUCCUACAACACAGUGUGAUAUUUGUGUCAAACAACCUAAAACUGGAAGCAGCAAUCAUUUGAAACUUUGUGGUUUUUUCUGGGGGGUUUUAAUGCCUGAAACAUUAGUGGUACAGGGGCAUGUAAACAAUACUCGUUCUAAGUUCUGGGGGUUUAUUAAAAUAUUUUUUCUCUUCAACCAUCCCAGGCCUGUAUGCAAAGGUCUACAUUUUUAUGUAUAAAAUUUACAUAACGUUACGUAAACAGGUUGGUUUUUUUUUGCCAUUGUUGGUCCCAUCUCAAGGAAUUCGCCGCCCCACCCCUUAAAAUCCUGCGUACGGGCCUGCAGCCCAAUGCUAUGACAACGAAUCUUAAGAUUAACAUGCUGAAGAUUUUAAUUGUUAUAGAUCUCUCUGCAAUUCAGACGGGUGCGUUUAGUACGGACAUGUUUUGGGCAGUGUGACAAUAAAUCGGAACAUUUAGAUGUUAAUUGUUAUGGAUCUCUCUAGAAGAUAUAAAUAGCCCAGUUUUGAUUAACCACGUGUGUUUAUUUAUUAAAGCAAUUCCGACGUGUGCGUAUAGUACGGACUACAGUUUUGUACACGAUACAUCUAACCAUUUGGAAGAUGUUAUGGAUCUCUGGAACGUACACAGACUGCCCACUACCGAUUAACAAUGGGUGUUUAUAUAUUAAGAUAAUUCAGAAGUUUGCGUUUAGUAUGUAGUACAGUUUUGUGCACUGUGACAAUGAAUCAGAACAUUCAGAUGUUAUGGAUCUCUGCAAAUUAUAGACACCUGCCUAGAAGCUGUUCUAAUGGAGAGGUGGGAGGGGGGGGGGGUGGGGGGGGAAGAAAGGAGAUCCACCCAAGCAUAUUCAAGUGCAUCUUUUCCCCCUCUCUUAAUUUGUUCUUUCAUUGGAGAUGCCCUUUGGACAUGUUGAUCCACCUCUGUUUGUAUUUAUUUAUUAAGACAAUUCAGAAAUGUGUGUUUAGUUGACUGUGACAAUAAAUCUAACCAUUUGGAAUGUGUUAUGGAGCUCUGGGACUUAAGACUCCCCAGCAUUGACUAACCAUGUUUAUCAAGACAUCAAAAGUGUGGAGUGCAUGUAGUACAGACUUGUUUUGUGAAUUAUGAUCAAGAAUCUAAACAUUUGGAACACAUUGUAGAUCUCUGGAACUCGUCACAGCCCAAUGGUGAUUAACCAUCAUGUUUAUUUAUUAAGACAAAUCAAAAGUGCACCAAUUUCAGUUUGUGAACUGUGAUCAUGAAUCUGAUCAUCUUAAAGAUGUUAUCGAUAUCUCUGAAACUCUGACAGCUCAAUAUGUAUUAACCAAGAGUUUAUUUAUCACGACACUUCAAAACAACAAAUUUAAAGAUUGUUCUGAAGAUGUUAUCGAUAUCUCUGAAACUCUGACAGCUCAAUAUGUAUUAACCAAGAGUUUUUUUUUAUCACACUUCAAAACAACAAAUUUAAAGAUGGUUUUGAAGAUGUUACGGAUAUAUCCAUCCCAUUGCAAAAUAUUCACAUAAUUAGAAUUGAAUCAUACACGUAACAUAUUCAUUAAUAUAGAUAUGGUUUUCCAUCAAACUUUUGAUGGGCGUUUCAUAUACUUCAGCUGUUAAAAAAUAUAUUAUGUCACCAACCAAUUUUACUAUACUGCGCCUGUUUUUUAUUUUUAUUAUUUUAUUUGGGGGUGGGGCUUAAGUUGGUGAACUUCUACAGGCCCCAGGGUCUAGGCUCAAAUCUUUAAUUAUAUCAUACCCAUGCAAUUUAUAAGUGUUGCCAUGACACUGAUGGCUCCAGAGUUCAGACUUUUAAAAAUCCAUCAAACACCGAAAUACAAAACACUUAAAAAUACUGAAGAAUUUAUUACAUGAAUACAGUAAUAUUUAUAUGUAACAAAACUAUGAUGAGAAUAUCAACAAUAAUAACAAUGAGGAAGACCAGACAAAACAAUUAGCACAAAUCAGGGGAAUAGGCUGAACUAAUAAUAUAUGAACAACUUUUGAUUUCUUUUUCAUAUAUAUUCAGGGAAAUAGCAAAUAUAUAUAUAUUUUUUAAAUUUAUUUUGUGAAGAUUCUAGGCAUUAUGCGAGUUUCACCACAUAUAAAUGCCACUAUAACUGCUAUGCCUACAACAUCGAACGAUGCAUACCAGCAAAUAAAAUUCUAAAGAUGACAAUGUUAACAUAUCGUUGACCAAGAAUUAACUAGGUUUAUCCACAAUGUAUUUGAUAUUGGGGAUAGACUUAAGUUAAUUCUCGGCUGACGAUAUGGCUAAAACUAUGACAUGCAACCUUUUAAUUGAUGUGUACACCACAUGUAUACUGACAUCCAAAAGAAACUUUACACACAUAAAAUGUUAAUAAUUUGAUAAAUAUUGUUGCCAAUCGAAAAGAACGAACUUAGAAACCACCUUACAAACACUUUGCAUGUAUCACAAAGUGCAUUGUGAUGUUUAAAUUUUGAACUUCAUGAUAUUUUCAUAUCCCACCAUACCAUUUAAAAAAAAAUAAAAAAAAAAAAAUAUUUUUUAUAUUAUAAUUUCAAGACUUGUAAGGUUUCUUUUGGACACCAGUACAUAAACAUAAACAUAAAUAGUACAACACCUUGGACUUGAUUAUUAAUUAGCAUAAAAUCAAGGGACAUCAUUUACAUGGUUACAUGGACAGACGAACUGGGUUACACAAAAAGAGUUACCAGAAUUUGUUUUUGCAUACUGGUAACCAAUUCAUUGGGUUAAACACAUUGUCAAUGGUCUGCUAUUUAGUAUCUAGGGCUCCAUUCCACGAAGCGAUCUUAGCACUAAGAUCAUCUUAGUGCAUAAAGUAGCUAUGCACUUAAGGUGAUCUUAGGGCUAAGAUCGCUUUGUGGAACGGGGCCCAGGGAGCUAAUUCACUAAACUCUUUCAACUUUGCAAUAUCGCUGUGCAGUGCAAAAAGAUUUGCAAAGAGGAUGCUUUGUUGUCUAGCAGAGCCUAAGAGAGCUUUGUGAAUAAGGCCCCUGGCUUGUUAGCCAGAAACGUCAUGGCUACUGACAGAACAGGUGUCUCCGACUCUGUCGCUCUCUCAACAGGUGUCCCUGUGAGUGAGCAGUUGCUCGUUAACAACGCACAAGAAUGGCUAAUUGAUCGCACACUUGUAAAUUUAAUAUAUACCAUGAUUAAGAAAUGAAUGGUAUUUAACAGUUACAUGUAAAUAACAAAUUUGUAUUUUAGAACAAAAGUUUUAACAGGUCUGAAAGUAUACAUGAAUUUAUCUACAUGUACCGUAGGCAGAUAUUAAGCCUUCUACAUGUAGCUUAUUUAUUUAUAUAUUAUUAUUGUAUUUAACUUCUGCAACUGCCCAUGGCAAUCAGCAAUACCGUGGAGAUGGAAUUCUCCAGGACACCUUUGUUUGCCUUGGACUAUACUUUUCUUUUUUUCAACAAUGUGUUUUAAGAUUGGUUUUGGGUUUUUUGAAGUGGACAUUUUUUUAAAUGCAGGGGCUGUUACUAUUCUUUUCUUUUUAAAUUCUAUUAUACAAUAAAGGGCACCAUUCAGUUACACCUUUGGGUGCUAAAAUAAGUUUUAUAUGUGGCAUUUCAUUGUAAAUUAAAAGACGUUUUACAACUCACUUGCUGUUGUUAUCCCCCACCCCACCCUACUCCUACUGUGACAUCACGCACAAUGGCCUCAAUCUUUAUGUUAAGGAUCUAUAGGUGGAGAUAUAUUUUAUGAAUAGUAUGCAAUACUCAAAUAGUAUGCAAUAUUCAACAAAGGUAAUUAAGGACCAAUAGAAAUUUUUGGGCAUAUCUUUUUUAUGGGCCCACCGACGGGGAUCAAUUCCAAACCGACCAUGCAUCAAGCGAGCUCUUUAACACUGGGCUAAAUCCCGCCCCAAAUUUACUCAAAUAACAGUUAAUCAAAUAACAGUUAAAAAUCGUCUGUGAUUAAAAAUUACUAACGUAUUACACCACCAGGAAAAACUGACCCAAAAAUAAAUAAAUAAAUAAAAUUCUACUGGCUCCUAAUUAAUUUUGUUGAGUAUAUUUAAUGUUCCAAAAAUAAAAUGUGAUAUUACAAGUCUGUGUUAUGUACAUGUAUAUAUACUUUUAACUUUUUGAUUAAAUUAUUAUGCAAU